GAGUUCGCGAGGAGGCGAUCAGCUGUCAGAGUGGGUGCGCGUGCGCAGUACCGGUUUCCGGAAAAGAAUGUGAAGAAGAGCAGCGAGAUGUGAAGAGACAGAGAGAGAGAGAGAGAGAGAGAGAGAAAAAAAAAGCAUGGAACACAUCCUCACACCGAGGGUGAGCCUUCACACUCUAUACUACCCGGAAUAUACUGCAAAUAAGAGGGACGGUUGAACAUGUGAAGCUCUUGGAUCGCUACGCUGCCAAAAAGCCGGCCACUGGAACUUUGUACCUCACAGCCACUCACCUCAUUUACGUGCAGCAUGCUAACAACACACGCAAUGAAUUAUGGAUCUUGCAUCAUCACAUCUCAUCUAUAGAGAAACUUCCGACCACAGCAUCAGGAUGUCCGCUGGUUAUCAACUGCAAAAUGUUCCAGCGUCUCCACCUGCUGCUGCCCCGGGAGAAGGAAGCUCAGGAUGUCCUUCAGUCCCUCCUACGUCUGUCCCAACCAGUAAAGGAUGAGGAGCUCUACGCCUUCCUCUACAACCCCCAGCAGAGUGAAGAAGAGCGGAGGCGGGGCUGGGAUCUCAUCAGCUUUCCUGCUGACUUCAGCAGAAUGGGCCUGCCCAAUGAAUUCUGGGAAAUCAGCGACCUCAACAGUAACUAUGAGCUCUGCUCCACAUAUCCCUCUGUGCUCGCCAUUCCUAAAUGCGCCAGCGUUGCUACGGUAACGGGCAGUGCUAAGUUCAGGAGUCGGAACCGUCUGCCCGCUUUGUCGUAUUAUCACAAAGACACCAAGGCAGCAAUCUGUCGGUGUAGUCAGCCUCUCUCGGGGUUAAAUUCUCGCUGUAUUGAGGAUGAACAAAUGCUGCAGGCCAUCAGCAAGGCUAAUCCCAACUGUCCUUUUAUUUACGUUGUGGACACACGACCUAAGCUAAAUGCAAUGGCGAACCGAGCGGCGGGUAAAGGCUACGAAAACGAGGAUAACUACGCCAACAUCAGAUUCCACUUCCAGGGCAUUGAGAACAUCCAUGUGAUGAGAAGCAGCUUACAGAAACUCCUGGAGUUGUGUGCACAGAAAACCGCGUCGAUGAGUGAUUACCUGACCGGUUUGGAAAACUCCGGCUGGCUGAGACACAUCAAAGCCGUGAUGGACGCCGGAGUCUUCCUCGCUAAAGCAGUGGGGGAUGAGGGAGCGAGUGUGUUAGUGCACUGUUCUGAUGGAUGGGAUCGUACAGCUCAGGUGUGUUCUCUCUCCUGCAUCCUGCUCGACCCCUACUACAGAACCAUCAAAGGACUCAUGGUUCUGAUUGAAAAAGAAUGGAUUGCUUUUGGACACAAAUUCAAUCACAGGUGUGGUCAUUUGGAAGGUGACCCUAAAGAGAUCUCGCCCGUGUUCACACAGUUUGUGGAGUGUGUGUGGCAGCUAAUGGAACAGUUCCCCUGCGCCUUUCAGUUUAACGAACGCUUCCUGCUCUCUAUCCAUGAACACGUUUACUCUUGUCACUAUGGCAACUUCAUCUGCAACAACCAGCGGGAGAGAGAGCAGCUACGGAUCAGAGAGAGGACCUUCUCGGUGUGGCCGUUUCUUCUGGAACAUCAGGACGAGUUCAGGAACCCACUAUACAAACGCACUACACACAACGGUUUACUGAGACCCAACACGCUGCCACUGUACUUCAAGUUUUGGUGUGGGAUGUAUAACCGUUACGAUAAAGGGAUACACCCGAGACAGUCCAUCUUGGACACGUUGCUGUCCCUGAGUGUGAGACAGACCUACGAGGAGAAGACGAUGACGGAGCUGCAGACAAAGUUGGCUAUCGCUGACGGAGUCCUCUCGGCUACUGAUCGACCAAUCAGCACACUUACUGAUCAGGACGGUCACUCAGAGGCCACGCCCACUCCCUCCUCCUCCUUCGCCCGAGUGAAUGGAGACUCUGAGAGUUUGAGCGACGGCGCUGGAGGAGAGGCAGAGUCGGAUCAGGAAAAAAACGGGAGCAAGCCGAAGGUGGUGGCGAAGGACAGACCUGUUUCUAUGGCAACUCAGAUCUCUGAAGAGGAGGUGGAGGAAACUGAUCUUCUUGGAUCUCCAUAGUAACAAAGCUGACAUUUGUGAUGGAGCUGAAAAAAACCAAAGGGAAGCGACAAAGACGCACUCAGGACACAAUACACACACACACACACACACACACACACACACACACACACACACACACACACACACCUUGAACAUAAUUUAUUACAGUGGCUUUAUGGCAGAGUAAUAGUUUAGCCACACCCCUAAUUGGGGUUCUUAGCCACGCCCCUUUUAAAAUAAUCAAAUAAAACCAAAAUAAAGAAAUUACAAUUUUUUCAGCUACAAAACAAUGAUCAAACAUCUGAGAAAUUCUUGUAAAUUACAAAUAUCCACAUACACACAACAUUUCAGAGAAUUUCGAUUUGGUCCUAAAAAAUACACAGAUGUUUAUAAUCCCAAUGAGCUCAGAGAAUUUCUUGGAAGAUACGUCCCAACAAUUUUACACACUUAGUGUUUUACCCACGUCCCCUUAAAACAUUCUAUUUUGUACCAUUGUAAACAUUAUAGACAUCACUAGAGGAUGAUGAUGAUAUUUAGGCCACGCCCCCACAUAAAUUCCACUCGCUAGACAGGUUGCAGUGCCAUUAUAAUCGAAUUAUAUUUUAGCCACGCCCACAACAUUCCUCAACAUCAUACUUUCUAAAAUAAAUAAAUAAAUAAACAAAGCACCCCUUAAGCCACGCCCACAGAAUGUCAACCUCAGCACAGUCGAGCCGAUUUUCAUUUCGGCGCCUUUAACAAAACGCUUUUCUGAUUAACCCUCUGCACUUUUUCCGCCGGUAACAAAUAUUUUUACGCUACAAAAAAAUCACAAAACAAACAAAGUUUGUGUAGUUUUACAUUUUAUUUUUACAGUUUGUAAAUGUUUUGAUGUUUGUUGGGUUUUUGUGUGUGUGUGUGUGUGUGUGUGUGUGUGUGUGUGUGUGUGUGUGUGUGUGUGUGUGUGUGUGUGUGUGUGUGUGUGUGUGUGUGUGUGAUAAAAUGCAGCUAUGACAUUGUUGCCAAAAUAUAGCGAUGAGGAAUGUUCUAAAAGCUACACACACACACAAAAAGCAACUAUUUUACAGAACAAAAAAUAAUGAUCAAAGAGAGAAGGGAAAGAAAGCACUUUGCGCUGUUUUUACACAUUUUUUUAUUUUCAGAAAGAAUUAUUUGUAAUUUGGAGUGCAUAAAUUUUGUAUUUUGUAAGAUUUCUGUAACACUUAUAUAACCGACACUGAGACUUAUUUUAUCCCAAUGUUACUGUUAGAACACAUUUAUCUCAGAUUUAUAUUUACUUGAUUGACCAACACUGGAGACCUUGUCCACCCUGUAGCUGCAGGACAAGUAAAAAAAAAAAAGAAAAAUGGACAUUUAUCAUUUAAUUGUUGAAUCUUUUUUGUUGUUUGAUGUCCUUUGAUGUAGGAUGUAAACAGGCAGCACAGUGAUACAAAUAUAUACUUCAAAAAGU
This is a messenger RNA of Silurus meridionalis, 3513 nucleotides long. It is a transcript of the gene mtmr8, whose product is annotated as myotubularin related protein 8. Gene Ontology annotation, biological process: negative regulation of autophagy; dephosphorylation. Gene Ontology annotation, molecular function: phosphatidylinositol-3,5-bisphosphate phosphatase activity. Lineage: Eukaryota; Metazoa; Chordata; Actinopteri; Siluriformes; Siluridae. Gene Ontology annotation, cellular component: nuclear envelope. The coding region runs from base 414 to 2081 and encodes 555 amino acids. The record is from RefSeq and is a predicted model, not a curated record. The transcript is spliced from 14 exons.